AUGUGGCGAACGCGCCAUCGCUCCAGGACAAUCUGUCUGUCCUUGGCCUUCGUCACCGUUUUCCUCCACCUCCUGCUGGCGCUGGUCUCGCUCUGCGUUCACCGGCAGCCCUGUGACCCGCCGCCGCCGCCGCCGUCCCCCGGGACGCCGACCCAGCGUGGCCUGGCACGCACCACCCACACCGCCGCAGGAGUCAGAGCGCUCGCUGAGCCGCCCACCGACGCCAAACAGAGACGAUCCUCCCAGGAAGACGCCGAUAAGGCCCUGCCAGUGAAAGGACGCAAGAACGCAACGUCUAGGAAGGAGCUGGUGAACAAAACCGAGUCUCUGGAGUCGGAUUUGUCGAAGCUGGAGGCGCUGUUUGACCAUCCUCUGUACAACACACCCGGGCCUGCCGUCACCGCGGACGACCGGCUGCUCAAGGUCAAGCCGAAGGUCAAGACGAGUGAGAAGAGCUCCCUGAUGUGGGUGAGCGCGAGCCAGGAGGGCUACGAGGACGUGGCCUGGAACAGCAGCCGGGAGAGCCACCCUCCGUGGCUGCGCUUCCACCUGGCCAUCUCCCGCUGGCAGCUGUACCCCCACCGGGACCCCAACAUGGACGCCCUGGUCCAGGAGCUCGCCACGCACCGCAUCGUCAGCGCAGUGCAGAAGUCCGGGGGGACGCAGCUGAAGCUGGUCAUAUCGUUUCCAAACUACGGCCAGGCCAUGUUCAAGCCCAUGAAGCAGCAGAGAGACGACGAGACCAACUACAACCUCUUCUAUUUCUCCGACUUUGAGAGACACAAUGCAGAAAUCGCAGCUUUCCACCUCGACAGGAUUCUGGGCUUCAGGAGAAUCCCUCCUGUGUCUGGGAGGCUGGUGGACGUAGUCAAAGAGAUCAAAGACGUCACCACCGACCGCAAGCUGGCUCGAACCUUCUUCACCUCCCCCGUGGGCAACGUGUGCUUCUACGGCCAGUGCAGCUACUACUGCUCCACGGAGCAUGCCGUGUGCGGCCGGCCGCGGGCCCUGGAGGCCUCCCUGGCCGCCAUGCUGCCGGACCUGUCCCUGGCGCCGCGCCGCAGCUGGAGGUCUCCGUGGAGACGCUCCUACAGCCGCAGCAAGCUGGCCAAGUGGGAGACCGACCCUGACUACUGCUCAUCGGUGAAGAAGGUCGCGCCGUAUGACAGAGGCACUCGGCUGGUGGACUUCAUGGACAUGAUCAUACUGGACUACCUCAUGGGUAACAUGGACAGGCACCACUACGAAACUUUUGAGAACUUUGGAAACGACACGUUCCUGCUGCACCUGGACAACGGCAGAGCAUUCGGGCGCCACUCCAAAGACGAGCCGUCCAUCCUGGCGCCGCUGAAACAGUGCUGCAGAAUCCGCCGCUCCACCUGGCUCCGCCUGCUCCUCCUGUCCACGCCCCAGUAUCGCCUGAGCGACGUGAUGAGAGCCUCGCUGUCCCGCGACCCCCUCCACCGGGUGGCGCCCCUGCUGGCCGAGCCCCACCUGGCGGCUCUGGACCGCCGUCUGAACGCCGUGCUCAAGACUGUAAGUCGCUGCCAGAAGCAGCAGAGAGGCGAAGAGGUCGUUUACGAUGACCUUCCUCAUCUGCCAGACGCGCUCGCUCCUGCAUGA
Molecule: messenger RNA, 1623 nt
Organism: Salarias fasciatus (jewelled blenny)
Lineage: Eukaryota; Metazoa; Chordata; Actinopteri; Blenniiformes; Blenniidae
Product: extracellular serine/threonine protein kinase FAM20C-like
Exons: 10
Coding region: 1-1623 (540 amino acids)
Biological process (GO): enamel mineralization; protein phosphorylation
Cellular component (GO): Golgi apparatus
Molecular function (GO): phosphotransferase activity, alcohol group as acceptor
Source: RefSeq, a predicted model, not a curated record